Molecule: messenger RNA, 1337 nt
Organism: Schizophyllum commune H4-8
Lineage: Eukaryota; Fungi; Basidiomycota; Agaricomycetes; Agaricales; Schizophyllaceae
Exons: 4
Coding region: 55-1110 (351 amino acids)
Source: RefSeq, a predicted model, not a curated record
CCCACCUGUCGGGAGUUCGCUCGUCCCCUUCCUCCCCGUCGCGCCUCCCCCGUCAUGGCACGGAAAUACGUGCCAUCGGAGAGCGAACAGAAUGCCCGUCGCGAGACCCUUCGAUCGGCAUCUGGUUUUGCUAUCGUUACCAAGCAGCGCCGGGCGAGGGACAGCUUAGUUGCUCAGCAGCGCGCGAGUAACCUCGCUACACCCGACCGUCGAUCCGCGCGUGUUCAAGCUCGGGGCGGCGCGAUAAAGCUGCUCUUCUCGCCUACUGGUUCGACAGAGUCAGCUAGCCGUGAAGCGGAUCCAGAUUACUCCCCGGUCAAGACUGUCACGGUUAGGCUCUUCGAUGCGGAUGGCUCGGCAUACAACACCCCCUUGAAGUUCUCCAAGGAUGAGGCACGACCGCGAUCGUACCAGCUGUUCAGCUCCUAUGCCUCAGAUGACGGCGUGUUGAGGUGCAUAAUCACCGGGCAGAGCAACAAGAAUGGCACCAUCCAGUUUGCGCACGUCGCCGAUCGGUCGCUGGACAACGACAUGCUUCGUCAGCUGGAAAAAGUUUCCGGAGUGCAACCCAAGACCAUGUCUCUCGAUACGCGGUCAAACAUCAUCCCUCUCUGUGUGGAGAUCCAUCGGCCAUUGGACCUAGGCCUCCUCAUUCUCUUGCCUUGCAUGUCUGUCUUAUCGGACUUGUUCCAAGUCUUGAACACAAAGAAGAUCCCUCCCUGGACUACCAAGCGGCGUCCCAGGAGGAACAAGGAGCGCUAUAUCCACCAUGAAGACAUCUGGGAGCGCGGUACUGAGAUCGAAGUCCAUAUAGUCCCGGUGUCUACCUGGAGCGAGGACAGUGGCAUACGCUGCAUUACUCGUCACGAAGAUGGCACCGUCGAGCGCAAGUACUAUGAGCACCCCUUCAUGGAUGAGGAAGGUCGUCCCGAAAUCCCGACGAUCAAGGUCAAGGUUUCGCCUAUCUACCUUGCCUGGAAGGCCUCCGUCUCUCUCCUGAAAAUGGGCGCAGGGGACCCACCCCCGUACGUGGCCAAGGAAGCCAGGCUUGUGAUGCGCAUCGGGAAGCUCAUGCGGGGUGAUAUCGAGGAGAACCCGGUGGCGCAUUAGCGGUUCUCGGGCUUUAUUUCGCGCCAUUCGACAUUCCGGGAUGUUGAGUUCGAAGCUUCGGUGUCUCUGACUGGCUCAGUAUUCACCGCGAGUUAGACUCCACCUCACUGGAAUGUCGGAUGUGCCUCCGGCUUUGCGCCGCGUAGUUGUAAUACUAGUUGUAAAAUACCACAUCGAUGUGACAGUGCUUGUUGAAAAAUCAUUCGGACGCCGUUGGACUUUGCCUC